Prunus mume (Japanese apricot) is the source of this 823-nucleotide messenger RNA. The record is from RefSeq and is a predicted model, not a curated record. Lineage: Eukaryota; Viridiplantae; Streptophyta; Magnoliopsida; Rosales; Rosaceae.
UUCAAUGGCGUCUUCUUCACCAUCUCAGCCGGAUCUUCAGCUCCAACUUCAACCGGAGACCGAGUCUCAGAUGUCAUCUAUCGUCUAUGAGAUUUCACAACAAGUCCAGGGCGCAAUGGAGAACAUGUUGAAGAUGAUGAGCGAAAUUGAUGAUAACUCUGCCGGAAUAACCGAAGAGAUAGAGAAGUGCAAAGAGCAGAGUCUUGAGAAGAAGAGAGGCUUGGAGGAAGCCAAAGAACAAGUUGAGAAAGCUGCUUAUGCCGUUUUAGAGAUGCUCAACAACAGAGCAUAGAAUGUAAGUGCUGUUAUUGGAAGCUUAACAGACAUAAUUCAAUUUGUGUAUAGAGGGACACACAGUAGGAGCUGUUAGCAGUCUGAGACACUAAUGUGAAUUUAGUUCAAAAGACAUGCUUAAGUCAUCUGACUAUCAGUUUUGACAUCCUACAAUGCCAAGAGGUGCCCUUUGUUUUCUUUUCCUUUCUAUAUUUCUUGCAGUUCGUUCAUAGCUAGCCACUCAAUCACUGCGUUAUAACAUAGCCCUUAUCUUGCAUUGCAUGUUUUACUACAUUACAAGAAGUUCUUAAACUCCUGGGUCUUUCAUGUUUACCCGGAGAUUACUUCUUCAUGUUGAGAAAUUACAGUUAAAAUACCACAUAGGAACAUACCAGUUUCUGUAUGGAAGAGGCAACUUACCAUCCCCACUGUUUGUUAUCGGGGACCUUGAGAGUGGGUAAAUUGCAUCUUCCAUACAGGAGAGAUUCUGGACCCCGAAAUAAUGUAUUGAAUAGAUCAUAAUGAAGUGCUUAAAGAUACCUGUUCUGUG